This is a messenger RNA of Arabidopsis lyrata subsp. lyrata, 4474 nucleotides long. Its product is annotated as probable LRR receptor-like serine/threonine-protein kinase At3g47570. The transcript is spliced from 3 exons. The record is from RefSeq and is a predicted model, not a curated record. Lineage: Eukaryota; Viridiplantae; Streptophyta; Magnoliopsida; Brassicales; Brassicaceae. The coding region runs from base 1401 to 4433 and encodes 1010 amino acids. Gene Ontology annotation, molecular function: protein kinase activity; protein binding; ATP binding. Gene Ontology annotation, biological process: protein phosphorylation.
GAGGUUGUUGAUCUAGGGAAAUUAGAAAGUUCCAUGUUGAAAUGGUAAAAGUGUUUGGUGAAUGCAUUGAUCAAUCAAUUUUGCUGUUAUAUAUUGUUAAUAAAGAAACUUUGUAGGAUCUGUUAUUUUGCUGUUAUUGACACACUUUUGAUGAAGAGUUUUGUUAUUUGUGUGUUUUCAUCAAGUUAUGAUCUUUAUGAACAAUGUCAUUUUUUUCUCAUGAUUAACAGAUCUUUAGAUUAUACAUUUAUAUUCAGUUAGUGAUCAAAUGAGAUUUUGGCUUUUUUUUUUCUUUCUUGUCACCGGGUUCCUCCAAUGUUGGAUUCAUAUGACUAGAACAAGUAAAUAAAUUUGAUGAAAUGCUCUGUUAUUGCUAGGUGACCUGAUGAAAUCCUCUGUUAUUGUUAUUGCUUAUUCGAUUAUUCCGAUUGGAAUUUCCAUUCUUAGAAAAUUAUAAAACUGAAUUUUUUACUAUGUAAAUUUCAAAUCAUUGAAACGACUAAACUCACUAAACCCCUUGUGAAGUCUUACUAUUUAAUUGGAAUAAAAAAAAAAAAAAAAAAGCAAACAGCUUAAAAGAAAGAGUCUUUGGCUUCAACAGAUUUGAAGUUUGCCUUCAACAUUCAUACAGAUUGCAAUUAAGAUUCACUCAUUAUUUAACGCUAUAUGCAAGAACAGAAGAAAGUUACAAAACAACCAAGAAGCCGAACUAGUGAUGGCCAAAACCUUUAAUCACUCGCUAUACAAAAUGAACCAAAAUUAUGCAACUUUAUAACAUAUUGGAUUCAGAAAUGAACAUUCAAAUUAGUGAUAUAGGAAAUGCAUAAAUCAAAAUAAACCUUCAUUUCUCAACGUGAACUAGCAGCUGUUUUUCUCUAGUCGUUGAACAUUACUUGCCGUUUUUUAAACAAUAAAACACCACACAGUUCGUCAUUGCAAACUCAGCCCUCAACGUACGUCUAAUUCAGUCACCUUGUUUAAACCUUAUUAUGGUUUCUAAGAAAUAAUUGCCUCGAAAUUCCACAAAAAAAAACUGAUUGAGACAGAUAAGACAGAACCCAUGUAGUCUCCGCAAAACUCAAACUGUAAGUAAACGUACGUUGACGCCAAAAUACUUUGAUUACUUUUUCAUUUUUUUCUCUCUUUGAAUUUGUUGCAACAAAACUGUUUUGGCAAUGAUAAGACACGAAACCUGUCGUCAAUUUGUGGAUUUCUUCAUAAACCCCAUUGAUACGUCUUAAAGCUAAGACUAGUGAAAUGUUUAUGACGUUCAACACCGUUGAUUACAUGACUUUAGUUGGCAUUAGUCUAGACGGUAAGAAUCAAUGUCAGUUUGGAAAAAAAUCUCGCAUUACUAUGUUGUUGUGAGCCCUAUUUAUAUAUUAUCACCGUAAUGUAAAAUGCAGUUUGCGAUUGCUUCCUCUAUUAUUUUCAGUUUCCUGCAAAAUUUUAGAAGCACAAAAAACCUUUUAACCAAAAGAAAACACAAAAGUUUGAGAAGCAUGAAAGUGUUUAAUUUACUUGCUUUGAGUACUCUUAUGUUACUUGAAGCAUAUCGUUUUACUGAUGAAACUGAUAGGCAAGCGUUGUUGGAGUUCAAGUCUCAAGUUUCUGAAGGCAGAAGAGAUGUGUUGUCCUCAUGGAAUAAUUCAUUCCCUCUUUGCCGCUGGAAAGGGGUUAGAUGUGGCCGCAAACACAAGAGAGUCACACUUAUGGACCUCAACGGAUUGCAGUUAGGCGGAGUGAUAUCACCAUCUAUUGGUAAUCUUUCCUUUCUCAUAUCACUUAAUCUCUCUGAUAACUCUUUUGGUGGCACCAUCCCUCGAGAGGUUGGAAACUUGUUCAGACUUGAACAUUUGGAUAUGAGCUUUAAUUUCCUCAAAGAAGGGAUUCCAAUCAGUCUAUAUAACUGCUCUAGAUUGGCGGAGUUUUAUUUAUUUUCAAAUCAUCUUGGAGGAGGUGUUCCUUCCGAAAUAGGGUCAUUGACGAAGCUCGUUGAAUUAGAUCUUGGCCAAAACGACUUGAAAGGGAAGCUCCCAGCAUCUCUAGGAAACUUGACAUCACUCAUGGAAGUUAGCUUUACCACUAACAAUAUAGAAGGGGAAAUUCCGAAUGAUAUAGGUAGAUUGACUCAAAUAGUGGCGCUUCAAUUAUCAGCGAACAAAUUCUCAGGUGUUUUUCCUCCUUCCAUCUACAAUUUGUCCACACUUUUGUUUUUAAAUAUCUUUGGUUGUGGCUUUUCGGGUAGUUUAAGGCCUGAUUUUGGUAAUUUGCUACCAAACCUUGAACAUAUAUAUAUGGGAGGGAAUUAUUUCACAGGAGCCAUUCCAAUAACACUUCCCAUUAUCUCGAAUCUUCAAGUGUUGGGAAUGGAGGACAACAAUCUAAGAGGUAGUAUUCCUCCAAGUUUUGGACAAGUACCAAACUUGCAAUCUCUAAAUUUUCGUGCUAACCAAUUGGGUAGUCGCUCUUUUGGAGAUCUUGAUUUUCUUGGUGCUUUAACUAAUUGCUCUCAACUACAAGUGGUAGACGUAGGUGAAAAUUGGCUUGGGGGUGACUUGCCUAAUUCCAUUGCCAAUCUGUCUAGGAACCUCAUGUAUUUAAGCCUUCAAACCAAUUUCAUCUCUGGAAGCAUCCCUCAUGACAUUGGGAAUCUCAUAAGCCUACAAUCACUUAGGCUAAACCAAAAUUUAGGAAACAUCACUCGGUUAGUAUACCUCUAUUUUUCCAACAAUAGUUUUGAUGGAACCAUUCCUCCGAGUCUUGGAAAAUGUAGUCAGCUACUAGACUUACGAGUUGGGUAUAAUAAGUUGAAUGGGACUAUACCUCAAGAAAUUAUGGUAAUUCGAUCGCUUACUACCCUCAGCAUGUCAAAUAAUUAUUUAUCUGGCUCUCUAGCAAAAGAUGUUGGACGAUUACAGAAUCUCGUUCGACUAUCUGUUGCGGCUAAUAAAUUAUCAGGGGAGCUCCCACAGACUUUGGGAAACUGUUUCUCGAUGGAAUUUAUGUAUCUACAAGGAAAUUCUUUUGAUGGAGCCAUUCCAGAUAUAAGAAAGUUGGUGGGUGUUAAAGAAGUUGAUUUAUCGAAUAAUAAUCUGUCCGGAAGUAUACCUGUAUAUAUUGCAAACUUCUCCUCGUUGCAAUAUCUUAAUCUAUCCAUUAACAAUUUUGAGGGAAUGGUGCCAACAGAAGGAAAAUUUCAGAACUCUACUAUAGUUUUGCUAUUUGGAAACAAAAAUCUAUGUGGAGGUAUCAAGGAACUGAAACUAAAGCCAUGCAUUGCGGUAGCACCACUAAUGGAGACAAAGCACCUAUCUCUUUUAAAGAAAGUUGUGAUCGGGGUCAGCGUAGGCAUAGCUUUCCUUUUGCUAUUGUUCAUAGUUUCUCUACGUUGGUUCAUAAAAAGAAAGAAGAACCAGAAGACCAAUAAUUCAGCUGCGUCUACAUUGGAGAGUUUCCAUGAAAAGAUAAGUUAUGGAGUUCUACGAAAUGCGACAGAUGGCUUCUCUUCAAGCAAUAUGGUUGGGUCAGGCAGUUUUGGUACUGUGUUUAAGGCAUUGCUUCGGACGGAGAACAAGCUUGUUGCAGUGAAAGUUCUAAACAUGCAAAGACGUGGAGCGAUGAAGAGCUUUAUGGCAGAAUGUGAAUCCUUGAAGGACAUAAGACAUCGUAAUCUUGUGGAACUAUUGACAGCUUGCGCUAGUAUUGAUUUCCAAGGUAACGAAUUCAGAGCUCUUAUAUAUGAGUUCAUGCCGAAUGGAAGCUUGGAUAUGUGGUUGCACCCAGAGGAAGUGGAAGAGAUUCGUAGGCCCUCAAGAACCUUGACACUUCUUGAAAGGCUAAACAUUGCCAUAGACGUGGCUUCUGUUUUAGACUAUCUUCAUGUUCACUGUCAUGAACCUAUAGCUCAUUGCGAUCUUAAGCCAAGUAACACACUUCUAGACGAUGAUCUAACAGCUCAUGUUAGCGACUUUGGUUUGGCUCGUCUUCUCCUCAAAUUUGACCAGGAGUCCUUCUUCAAUCAACUAAGCUCGGCCGGUGUGAGAGGAACCAUCGGCUAUGCCGCACCAGAAUAUGGAAUGGGAGGGCAGCCGUCAAUACAUGGUGAUGUGUAUAGCUUUGGGGUUCUCCUUUUGGAAAUGUUCACUGGAAAAAGACCAACCAAUGAGUUAUUUGGUGACAACUUUACCCUCCACAGCUACACCAAAUCGGCAUUGCCGGAAAGAGUAUUGGACAUUACAGACAAGUCGAUUCUUCACAAUGGUCUCAGAGUCGGUUUCCGUAUUGCUGAGUGCUUGACAUUGGUUUUGGAGGUAGGACUUAGGUGCUGUGAAGAAUCUCCUACAAACCGGUUGGCAACGAGUGAAGUCGCAAAGGAGUUGAUCUCAAUCAGAGAGAGGUUCUUUAAAACCAGAAGGACAGCUAGACGUUGAAGUGUUAUGGUUUUGCCUACAAAACUUUGCAGUCCACUUAA